AUGGUCAAUCCUCCGCACGGUGGUGUUCUUAAGGAUCUCUUGGCGCGCGAUGCGUCUAUCGCGGCGUCGCUGCUGGAAGAGGCAGAAACGCUGCCUGACAUUGUCCUCAACGAGCGCCAACUGUGUGACUUGGAGCUCAUCAUCACCGGUGGCUUCUCGCCGCUCGAAGGCUUCAUGAACAAGGCGGAUUAUGAGGGAUGCCUUACCAACAUGCGUCUCGCUGACGGCUCUCUGUUCCCGAUGCCCAUCACGCUCGAUGUGUCCAAGGAGCAAGUGCAGUCGCUGGGUCUGGAGGAAGGUCGCCGUGUGACGCUCCGUGACCCGCGCGACGAUGCCGUCAUUGCGAUUCUGACCGUGUCGGACCUGUUUGAUGUCGAUCGUUCGCGCGAAGCCAAGCUUGUUAUGGGUGCGGAUGACCAGGCCCACCCUGCCGUCGCCUUUCUGUACAACAACGUCAAGGACGUGUACGUCGGCGGUGCUGUGCAGGCCAUCAACAAGCCACAAUACUUUGACUACGUCGAGCUGCGCUUCACGCCAGCUGAGUUGCGCCACCACUUCAACAAGGUCGCGUGGCGCCGCGUCGUGGCUUUCCAGACUCGUAACCCGAUGCACCGCGCGCACCGUGAACUGACCGUCCGUGCGGCUCGUAAGCUGCAGGCCAAUGUCCUCAUCCAUCCCGUUGUUGGCCUGACCAAGCCGGGUGAUGUCGACCACUACACGCGCGUGCGUGUCUACCAGAGCCUGAUGCCCCGCUACCCGAAGGGUAUGGCCACACUUGCGCUCCUGCCACUUGCCAUGCGUAUGGCUGGACCUCGUGAGGCAUUGUGGCACGCGAUUAUUCGCAAGAACUUUGGUGUAUCGCACUUUAUUGUUGGUCGUGAUCACGCUGGCCCUGGCAAGAACAGCCAAGGCGAAGACUUUUACGGCCCGUACGAUGCGCAAGAUCUCGUCAAAAAGUACACGGAGGAGCUUGGCAUCGAGAUGGUGCCGUUCCAGAUGAUGACGUAUCUGCCUGACACAGACGAGUACCAGCCUGUGGACGAGGUGCCGGCGGGUGCUGCGACGCUCAACAUUAGCGGUACGGAGCUCCGUAAGCGUCUGCGCACUGGUGCGCCUAUCCCCGAGUGGUUCAGCUACGAGAGUGUCGUCAAGACGCUCCGUGAAAGCUACCCACCCAAGACGAGCCAAGGCUUUACGAUCCUGCUCACAGGUUUGCUGAAUUCGGGCAAGGACCAAAUUGCUCGUGCGCUCCAGGUCAAGCUCCACGAGCAGGGUGGUCGCAGUGUCUCGCUUCUGCUCGGUGAUACUGUGCGUCAUGAGCUGUCAUCGGAGCUUGGUUUCUCGCCGGAAGACCGCCACAAGAACCUGCAGCGUAUCGCUUUUGUGGCUUGUGAGCUUACGCGCGCAGGUGCUGCUGUGAUUGCGUCGCCCAUCGCUCCGUAUGAGCAUUCGCGCCGCCUUGCGCGCGAGACGAUCCUCAAGGGGGGUGGUUCCAACAACUUCUUCCUCGUGCACGUCGCGACGCCGAUCGAGUACUGUGAGAAGCACGACCGCCGCGGCAACUAUGCCAAGGCUCGUCGCGGUGAAAUCCAGGGCUUCACGGGUGUUGACGACGUUUACGAGGCCCCUAAUGAUGCAGAUCUCGUCGUGGAUGUAUCGCAGCAAAGCAUUGCUGAGAUUACGCAUUCGAUUGUGCUGCUCCUGGAAGCCAACGGGCUCAUUUAA
Molecule: messenger RNA, 1725 nt
Organism: Malassezia restricta
Lineage: Eukaryota; Fungi; Basidiomycota; Malasseziomycetes; Malasseziales; Malasseziaceae
Product: sulfate adenylyltransferase
Exons: 1
Coding region: 1-1725 (574 amino acids)
Biological process (GO): sulfur amino acid metabolic process
Cellular component (GO): cytoplasm
Molecular function (GO): ATP binding; adenylylsulfate kinase activity; sulfate adenylyltransferase (ATP) activity
Source: RefSeq, a predicted model, not a curated record